AUGAACGGCGUGGUCGAGGCGCUACACAUCUACGACGAGCACAACGCCCCCGUCCUCUCGCACACCUACGCCUCGCGUCCCCUCUCGGCCACGCACCUGAUCCCCCUUUACCUCGAGCACCCCGUCCCGCGCCCCAACCUCGUCUACCUGUCCAACACCAACCCGCCGACGCUGGUAUUCAGCCUCCACCAUGCGAACCUACUCUUACUGCUGACGACCUCGUCCGAGGUCGAGCCGCUGCUGAUUCUCGAGUUCCUACACCGCGUGGUCGACUCGCUGGAGGAGUUUCUAGGCGCACCGCUGCUGGCACCGAAGAUUGAGGCGAACUAUGAUGUGGUUGCGCAGUUACUGACGGAAAUGUGCGAUGGCGGAGCGGUGGGCACGACGGAGCCGAAUGCGCUGCGGGACUUGGUUGAGGUCGAGGGGUUUAUGGAUAAGUUGCUGGGGAAUUUGAAUUUGCCGUCAAAACCCGCCUUCGCAAACUCCACCCCAACCCUGCACCACCCCUCCUCCCAAUCCACCCCCGCGCUCCCCUGGCGCCGCGCCAACGUCCGCCACACCUCCAACGAGCUCUACGCCGACAUCAUCGAGACCCUCUCGGUAACCCUCGCCCCCUCCGGCCGGCCCCUCGCCGCCCUCGCCAGCGGCACCAUCGCCUUCACCUCCAAAGUCUCCGGCGUGCCCGACCUCCUCCUCACCCUCGCGGGACCCUCGGGCAACAAACACAGCCUGGGACGGGUUAUCGACCUGCCGGUGUUCCACCCCUGCGUGAGGCUGGCCAGGUGGAGGGAACAGCCCGGGGUGCUGAGCUUCGUGCCGCCGGAUGGGCGGUUUACGUUGGCGGGGUAUGAGGUGGAUUUGAUGCCGUUUGCGGCGAUGGCGGAGGAUGGAGGGUGGAAUAAGUCGGCGGCGGCGAUGCUGAAGUUGCCGGUUUCGUUGGAGAUUAAGACGGGGCUGGGGCCGACGGGGUCGGAUUUCGAGGUGCGGGUGCAGGUGAAUCGGGUGUUUGGGCCGGCUGGAGGGGGUGGUGGGUCAGGGGGAACUGGUGGUGGCGGUGGUGUCGGGAGGGGCUUUGGCGUGGGCGUACCGCAUGCCGGGACGCCAGGGGCACCGGCGUUACAGGACUUAUCCGUGUCGGUGCCUCUACCGGCAGACGUGCGGAACCUGUCAGAAAUCCGCCCUACGAGAGGCGACGCCACGUAUAACCCCGGAGACCGGACGUUGGAGUGGUCCAUCUCCAAUAAGGAGCUGGCUCAGGGCACGUCGUCUUUCGGGCUGCGCUGCACCGUCGUUGGGCAAAACAACGGAGACGACGAUGACGAUGAGGCGGACUCGGACCCGACCGGUUUCGGUUUCGGCGGUGCGAGUAGCGCCUACGCUUACGACGAAACCUACCAGAGCUCGUCACCCACCAAAUCAUCCAAGUCAAAACCAACAUCGUCAUCAUCAUCUGAUCCAGCAGCGUCCGGGGAUAAAGACGACCGACGAGCGGCACAGAACAAGAUCCUGAUGCCCAGCUCGGCAUCGGUCAGCUUCGCCGUCAAGGGCUGGCUGGCGAGUGGCAUCAAGGUCGAGAGCAUCACGCUCGACCCGCGCAAGAGUCGUGGGCUGGGCGAGAGUGUGAAGCCGUAUAAGGGCGUCAAGUACCUGACGAUCAGUAAGGGUGGGGUGGAGAUUAGGUGUUGA
Dichotomopilus funicola is the source of this 1686-nucleotide messenger RNA. Its product is annotated as Adaptor complexes medium subunit family-domain-containing protein. The record is from RefSeq and is a predicted model, not a curated record. The coding region runs from base 1 to 1686 and encodes 561 amino acids. Gene Ontology annotation, cellular component: clathrin adaptor complex; cytoplasmic vesicle. Gene Ontology annotation, biological process: intracellular protein transport; endocytosis. The transcript has 3 exons. NCBI's taxonomy places the organism in Eukaryota, Fungi, Ascomycota, Sordariomycetes, Sordariales, Chaetomiaceae.